Messenger RNA from Aplosporella prunicola CBS 121167, 1131 nucleotides. RefSeq lists its product as uncharacterized. The coding region runs from base 98 to 955 and encodes 285 amino acids. The record is from RefSeq and is a predicted model, not a curated record. NCBI's taxonomy places the organism in Eukaryota, Fungi, Ascomycota, Dothideomycetes, Botryosphaeriales, Aplosporellaceae. The transcript has a single exon.
UGUUGCGGCGCAGGUGUGCUAACUAUGGAGUCUUAAAGUCGACGGAAAGAGCUUGCCACAGGAAUCCUCCGCUUCCCCAGGCGCCAAAUGGACGCGCAUGACGCCGUCACACAGGGUUCCUGUCGCACGGGAGAUCCGCGUUCUCGCAUCGCCCAGAGCCGCCGAGUUGCAGCAGCGCGUUGCGAGCCUGCGCCCUUUCAUUGGCGCCCACCGACGCCCGCCUGUCGCUUGCGGGUCCGCGAAUUGCUGCCACACGAGCGCGCAGCUCGCCGCCUCUGUGGUUCAGCCUGCAACCUCUUAUCGCAGCACGACCUACCCGCAUCAUGAUGGAGCAGGUUUUCAGAAAAAAAUAAAAAUCACCCUUCGCGUGGUGAUAGUCACCUGGGCGUGGAGCGAGCGAGCCCAAUUAACCCACCUCGUGCUCACUCAGCCUCGCGAUAUCCACCCUCAAAGGAUGCCGUUUUCGUAUAGAGCAUCAACGGCCGAAAGAAAUGCGGCGGCGCAGCCCUUGCCACAAUCCAUCUCCACUCGGCGCCAACCGGCAAAUCCGGCCCCCAAGCUGCUAUCAGUGGCUGCAUCUCCCGCACACCCCCUGCACGCUUCCGUUUGCGCCUCUCGACGACGGUGCAGGCGGCACGCUGUGCCCUCUUCCUUCUCGAGCCGCCAGCCCAUUCUCACGCUGCACCUGCCUUGCACGUCCGCCAUGAGCGCCCUGCGUGUGAUAAAAUGCGCUGUGGGGCCGCUUCUUUGCACACCCUCGUUUGGGACACGGCUUGCUGCCUGUUGGCAUGGGUCCACAAAUAGGACUGCAUUGAAGAAGCAUGUGCUGCUCUCGCGCGCGCUGUUACCUAUAUAUUCGCUAGUGUACAACGGCGGAGUUGUGCUAUUCAUCAUUUUUCUUUUUAUUCUAGUAAAGGGGCUUUGUUCCAAUCCAGGGUGGUCCUUCGCUUUAUAACUAAGUCUGUGUCGCUCUUUUGUUUGUUCUCCAGGCUUUACAGUUCCCAGACGUAGUCAUGCAUUUGCAUCCUCUCUCGGUGACCGUGGCUCUUGGUGCACUUGCGGGCAGGACGUUCGCGCAGGAUGCAGAUUAUACUAAAUAUGUGGAUCCUUUGUAAGUCUUCUUCUUUAGUC